Messenger RNA from Capsicum annuum, 1651 nucleotides. Its product is annotated as putative F-box/LRR-repeat protein At3g18150. The coding region runs from base 20 to 1408 and encodes 462 amino acids. The record is from RefSeq and is a predicted model, not a curated record. Gene Ontology annotation, molecular function: protein binding. Lineage: Eukaryota; Viridiplantae; Streptophyta; Magnoliopsida; Solanales; Solanaceae. The transcript is spliced from 3 exons.
CCAAAAAUUCAACCAAAAAAUGGCAGUAGCUUCAGACCGAUUCUCUUCUUUACCGGACUCGGUUCUUCUUCACAUACUCUCUUUUCUCCCUUUUGACGACGUCGUUCGGACAAGCCGUCUCUGCAAACAGUGGAGAACUCUCUGGUGUUUCAGUAGCUUCCUCAAUUUCAUUCAUCGUCCUAAAGACUUAGUUUCUUUGAAAAAGUUUGUUUCUUUUGUUGACAAAUCACUCAUUAACUUACACUGUAACUGCAAUACAGUUUCAAGAAUUCACCUUGAUUUCCCUUUCAAACGUUGUUUUACAUCUGAUGUUACUGUUUGGGUCCUUUUUGCUGUCUCAUAUAAAGUCAAAGAACUCAACUUGAUUCUUGCUAAUGAUGCUGAGGAUGCUUAUUGUUUGCCUAAGAGGUUGUUUUUGAACUCUUCUCUUGAAAAGGUGAACUGGGUUUCUUGUAGAUUUGAGAAAAUUGAGGUUGUUAGAUGGGAUUCUUUGAGGGAAUUAAGAAUUGGGUCGAUGGAAUUUCGUGACGAUAUGGUGAGGAAAGUUGUUGUUGGUAGUCCGUGUUUGGAGUUGUUGGAGUUGGAUAAUUGUUGGGGGUUUAAGCGUUUGGAUUUAGUGGGUGGGAAGGUGAGUAAGUUGGUGGUGAAUGGGUAUAGGGAAGUGAGUACCUUGGAUUUUGAAGUUGAAAUUGAAGCACCCUGUGUUAAGGUUUUGGAGUUAAAGGGGUGUUUUAGAAUGAAUAUUCAGUUGAAAAAUGUGAUGAAUUGUGUUUCUGCUAAGCUGGAUUAUCACUUUAAGAUUCCUAAGGAAGAGGAGCGUAGUAACUUUUAUGAACAGCAAAGACAUAUAUUGAUGGCCAUGUUUGGGAGUUUAAGGCAUGUCAAAGAUGUUAUGUUUGGGACAUGGUGCAUUGAGGUUAUGGCAUCUUGGGGCAUGACAUAUAUACCAUUUUCCAUGACCAGAUGUGAGUGUUUAACAUUGCAUACUCCCAUCCAGGAGCGCUAUCUCGCUGGCAUUGUACGCUUAUUACAAAGUUCAUUCAACCUUCGAAAGUUAAUCAUACAUAUGGCCCCACCCUAUUUUGAGUUCGAGACUUGCUUUGUUCCAGUUGUACAUGAUGUUUACUCUGUUGGAGGAAAGUUUCAACUGUCUAUGCUUUCUAAAGAUUGGGGUCUUAACCUUAAAAAGGUUAAAGUUUGUGGCUUUGAAGGAAUGCGAUCUGGCCUAGAAGUUCUAUUUCUGCGCGAUCUUCUUUUGGUAUCUGCUAACCUUGAGGAGAUGGUUAUUGAAUGGAGGAGAUCUGGACAUCAGAACUCGAUUCCGGAUCCAUCAGAUGAUUUUGUGACUGAAAGUUUAUUAAACGUUCGAGGACGCUCAAAGAAUGCUGUGAUUUUGUUCAAAAACUAACUCUUGAUUUUCUGCUGCCUGUUUUACAUUAAGCAAGCACCAGAGGAAGAUGUUGCUAUUUUUUUCUUCUGGAAAUAGUAUUCAGUAUGUUGCUGAAGCAUGUUAGUAAGAAAUGAAUUUGCUAACUAUAGUCAGAAAGAUUUUUCAUUAUUUUCCUUUUCAUGUUGUGCUCUAUUGAAUAUUUUUGCCAUUUGGUGUCCAAUAUCCGUAUUGAAAUCCAUCUAUUCUGAAUUCCGCGCUGCA